AUGCAACGGACCAUGGACGCUUAUUAUGAUGAACUCAAUACGCUCAUGUCCAAAAUACCCAGCCAAGAGGCGGUUAUUGCCGGAAAUGAUGCGAACGCAAAGACGAAUAAUAGCAACAAUCCGGGAGAUGGUAUCCUCCUAUCCAGGAAACGUCCGGCACACGAUAUCGGAUAUCGCGAAAAACCCGAUAAUGAACAACUCCGCUUUCGUCCUGCUCCAUCAAUGUUUGAGCAUAUGUUUACUGUCAGAAGAAAGAUCGAAGGAUGGAUCUUCGCUGGCACAGCUGAAUCGUCGUCGGCUGCUAAUGCCAACAUGGCUUCCAGGAAAUCGUCCUUCUUGAUUGCUGUGCUUCGUGCAGGACUACCGCAGGUACUUCUAGUUCUCCUUUUAACAGCGUACCUUCUUCUUGGAGCGGUUUUCUUCCAAUAUAUUGAUCCGCAUUUGGCAAAAGUUCCGUUUUUUGAUAUUAUUCUCUUUGAAUUCGGGACGUUGGCUACUAUCGGUUAUGGAAACGUCAGUCCGACUACGGAUGCUUCAAGAAUGUUCUGCAUGUUAUAUUCGAUUUUUGGUAUUCCUCUCAUCCUACUCACAACAGCUAACUUUGGAAAAUUUAUGACCAAAGGUUUCUGGUACUUGAUGUUCCUUUUUAAAUUGCCGGUGGCUCGUUCGAAGCUGAGCAGUGAUGCUAACAUGCCCUUGCCAAUCAUUCUUCUUCUUUCCGCCUGCACAUUCUAUUUUGGAUCACAUUUCAUCCAUCAUACAGGCGUUCGACACAGCGUCGAUGAUGUUUAUUUCAGCUUCAUUAGUUUCACCACUGUCGGGUUCGGAGACAAGGUACCGGUUACGGAUACCCUUAGCAAGCUCUGCUUCACUCUGCUUUACCUCACUUGGGGAAUCAUGCUCACUACCGCCUUGUUCAGCGUCCUUAAUCACUAUUUAAGAAAAAUACAUUAUUUGGGACGUCGCUUUACCGGAGCCAGAGACGUGCCAGUUUACAUGGGUGGUCAGUGUAUUACGGUAUCCGAAUUGCUGCAAAUUGUUGCAAAUGAGUUCGACGCUUCUCCAAGAGAAGUCCGCUCUAUGCUGCAAGAUCUGGAUGAGAUCAUAUCCAGUGCUGAAAUCGACAAAGGCGAAAAUGUGCCGCUGGUCACCGAUAUUGAAGAUUUUGAUGUGUACGAGUAG
Molecule: messenger RNA, 1182 nt
Organism: Necator americanus (New World hookworm)
Lineage: Eukaryota; Metazoa; Nematoda; Chromadorea; Rhabditida; Ancylostomatidae
Exons: 9
Coding region: 1-1182 (393 amino acids)
Biological process (GO): potassium ion transmembrane transport; stabilization of membrane potential
Cellular component (GO): plasma membrane
Molecular function (GO): outward rectifier potassium channel activity; potassium ion leak channel activity
Source: RefSeq, a predicted model, not a curated record